Messenger RNA from Tribolium madens (black flour beetle), 802 nucleotides. RefSeq lists its product as uncharacterized. Lineage: Eukaryota; Metazoa; Arthropoda; Insecta; Coleoptera; Tenebrionidae. The transcript has 5 exons. Gene Ontology annotation, cellular component: extracellular region. The coding region runs from base 93 to 737 and encodes 214 amino acids. The record is from RefSeq and is a predicted model, not a curated record. Gene Ontology annotation, molecular function: chitin binding.
AAAAUAAAUAUUUGUUCAGAAGUAAAACAAAAGGUAUACGUAGAAGCGUCAAAUCACAUUUUACACAUUUGUGAACAUUUUUCUACCCAAAAAUGCAAAUUGUAGCAAUCUGCUUGUUCUCCAUCUUAUUCUUAAAUGGAGUUUUAUGCCAGAUUGAGUGCAAAUCCUCUGGAAUAACAUGUCCUGACCCUUAUACGUUUCAGUUUUGCGCCAAUAUCACAGAUAAGGUUCUAGUAUACGGUACUCCGACAAAAUGUCCCCUUGGUACCAUUUGCGACAACGAGGGAUUUUUCGCUUGCAAAGUUGGUACCCUUCCUACAACCACACCAUCACCAACGACAGUGUUUGCUUGUAACGGACCUGCUAAAUUCCCGACUGCUGUAUGUAAUCAGUACCUCGAAUGCGUGUUAAAUUUCUUCAUUUGGGCACCUGUUACCAACACUUGUCCCAAAGGACAGAAUUUUGAUCCAGCCCUAAACGAGUGCAGUGAAAAUUACAGCUGUGGUCCUGAUGCUAUUACUGUAGAACCACCUGUGGAACCUAAAUGUAACGGUGCUGGUAAAUUUCCAGGACCAACUCCAAAUCAAUACUACGAAUGUGAAUUCAUUUGGUUCCAGUUUCAACCAACACUAAAAUCUUGUCUUGAAGGACAAAUUUUUGAUGUGACUGUUAGUCUAUGUGUCCAGAUUCCUUUAACAGAUGAUGAGUCUGCGAGCACUAAGCAGAGUGUAAAAUGAGUUAAGAAGCAUUUUGUAAUUUUUUGAGCAUCUAAUUUAUGUGCUAAUAAAGGAUUAUUAUAAAA